Leptosia nina is the source of this 753-nucleotide messenger RNA. The record is from the annotation of a GenBank genome assembly. Lineage: Eukaryota; Metazoa; Arthropoda; Insecta; Lepidoptera; Pieridae.
AUGGAGGAAUUACAAAAAUCACUUCAGGAUAUGUCGGAGAGGUUUGCUCAACAGAUGACAGCAUUCCAAAACCAGCUUUCAGGAGCAACAAGGUCAUCACCAUCAUCCGCCGAGCCGUCACUAUCUUCCUUGAAUGCAGAAUUUAUUUCAUUCCGCUCUUCAGUUAUUACCUGUCUUGAAAACUUACAAGCCCAGUUGGAAAUGCUUUUCAAAAUGCAGGAUGAACAAGAGAUGAGAGAUAGAAGAAAGAUCCUGUUGUUACAUGGUUACAGUGAGUCUGCCGACCUUACUAUCGAUUCUGUAAUUUAUAAGCUUUCUGCAUGUCUUAAGUGUCCUGAAUUGAAACCUGACAGUGUAAGUCGCUGUCAACGAAUCGGUGCCAGAAAAGAUGCUAAGCCUCGUCCGUUUCUUAUAAAGUUUAAAGAUAUUGAUCUCAAGCACAAAAUCUGGGCCGCUAAAACCAACCUCAAGGGUUCAGGGCUGACCUUGUCAGAGUUUCUCACGAAGAAGCGACAUUAUUUAUUCAUGACAGCCAGGAAAGCUUUUGGUAUGCACAAAUGUUGGACUAGAGAUGGACGUAUAUUCGCCAUGACUCCUAGUGGUUCGCGUCGUCGAAUUGAGAGCAUGAAGGACAUCGAGACUAGUGCACACACAGCUCCUGUUGAGGAUCUGUCUCCUUGCUUAGAUCCGUCACCAGAUUUUCAGAGAAAAGAGUGGAUAAACCCCCGCUCCAAGAAGUUGGGUGACGGAUAA